AUGGCUUCUUCAACAUUAACUACGACGGCGUCGCCCACUGCGAGCCCAACGGGGAACCCUGGUGGUAAUGGAGGCUCUGGUCCUAGUUCGCCACUACUCUUUUUCGUCGCUCUCGGCUUUGGUGUCGUCUUUACGAACUUAUGGAUUAUCGUCGGUGUCAAAUACUGCUUCCGAUAUAACCAGCGCAAUCGACAGCGCAUGAAUGGCGAAGAUCCGGACGGGGUGGAUCUCGCAGCAAUGCCUCGACAACACCGCCGCAGGCGCGAGAAGAAGCUCAUGACAAUCGAGGAAGUCAACGAAAAGUUCCCUCUGACCAAAUACAAAACGUGGCGUUCGAAUCGUGCCGAUGAAGGCCUGCCCACUGCUGGAGGGAUUACUACGGCUUCUCGACCGGCCAGCAUACACAAUGCCCAACGAGAUUCAAAAGAGUCAAAGGAAAUGGAAGCCCAGGAAUUGGCACAUGCACAAACAAACACUUCGUCCGAGGAGAAAACGCCCGAGCAUGGCGAACCAGAGCUUGUAGAGGCUGAAAAGAGUGACACGGAAAACCGGCCAGCCACGCCGUCCCGGCCCAAAUCCAGUCCAUCCACGGUGACACCAGGUACUCCGGUACACAAAGUCACCAGUCACGAUGACGAGGAUGAAGACGAAGAACGUAUUCAGACGGCCCUUCCUCCCGAGCAAUUACCCGAUCCCGGCGAUGCUUGUGCAAUUUGUAUCGACAAUAUCGACGAUGAUGACGAUAUUCGUGGGCUACAUUGUGGCCAUGCAUUCCAUGCCUCUUGCGUUGAUCCUUGGUUGACAUCACGCCGAGCCUGUUGUCCUCUCUGCAAAGCGGAUUAUUACGUCCCCAAACCUCGACCCGAAGGUGCCGAAGUGCAUCCAACAAACCUGCAACCGCCUCCAACGGCAUUCUCGAUCAUCGGAAAUGGUCGACCAGGCCGAAGACCGGCGAUGAUCAUACCGGGGCGAUUUAUGAGUAUCGUGUAUCACGAUCGCGAUCGACAUGGAUUUCCACUUGUGGUGCGUGCGGAACGGACAGAUCAGUCAAAUCGAGAACAAAGUCGGAGGCAGCAAAGAGACACAUUACCAAACUCAAAUACAGCUGCGGGUCACCAAGGCGUCGAUACUCAGUCGUCACGAAGACCACGGUUUGGCUUCAGAAUACCAGGUCUAAGUCGACCAGCCCAGACACAAACGGCGGCUCCGGAAGCCCCGCCUACGCCUUCGCAGCUUGAAGCUGGAAGAUGA
Fonsecaea nubica is the source of this 1251-nucleotide messenger RNA. RefSeq lists its product as hypothetical. Gene Ontology annotation, cellular component: cytoplasm. The transcript has 2 exons. Gene Ontology annotation, molecular function: ubiquitin protein ligase activity. The record is from RefSeq and is a predicted model, not a curated record. The coding region runs from base 1 to 1251 and encodes 416 amino acids. Gene Ontology annotation, biological process: ubiquitin-dependent protein catabolic process. Lineage: Eukaryota; Fungi; Ascomycota; Eurotiomycetes; Chaetothyriales; Herpotrichiellaceae.